UUAGAAGGCGUAGUGGGAAGUGGUUACCGUGGCCAAAUUGCCAUAGAUGAUACUGCCAUUAUUCCCGGAGAUUGCCCUACACAGCCUGACUACACAGGAGAUUUAGAUGUCUACAGAGUCCAGUGCUCAUUUGAUAGCAACAGCAUCUGUUCCUGGAAGCAGAGCACAACUGAUGAUUUUGAUUGGAAGUUAAGGAGUCAGUCUAUUUCAAUAGCAGGUGCAGGACCAAGCAGAGACCAUAGUGGUGCUGGUUCUUAUGUCUACCUGCCAUCUACACCACCACGCCCUAACGGUGAUGCAGCAGAUCUUGUUUCAUCAGUCAUAAUUCCUGCUUUUGGGCCUGGCUGUUUUUCCUUCUGGUACCACAUGUAUGGUCCCAACCCUGGUACUCUUUCUGUCUAUAUGAUUGUUCAUGACCGGCAAUCCUUGCGGUGGACUCGCUCUGGUAGUCAAGGAGACCAGUGGAAAUCAGCCCAGCUCACCAUUAUCAGUGAUGUUAAUUUUGAGAUCAUUAUGAGAGGAACUGUUGGUGGUGGGCAAGGUGACAUAGCUCUUGAUGACUUUGCUUACAGCCUUGGUAUUUGCCAAGUUUCAGAUGGAAAGAUGUGUGACUUUGAGAUAGACAUGUGCAGCUACAAGCAGCUUGCUUCUAAUCUGCAUUGGAAUUACACUGCUCGUACAAACCAUGCAGGAUUGCCUGUUGAUCAUACUACAGGCUCAGAAACCGGUCACUACAUAACACUCUCAGGCUCAGGUGGACCAAAUGAUGUAGCAUCAGUGUUAUCACCCAUGUAUGCAGUCUCUUCAGGCGAGUGUCUGCAGUUCUACUACCACCUUCAUGGCAACAACGGAGGCUCCUUGAAAGUCCAGCUGCACAUCAGUGCUGGUACAUCUGUCAUCUGGCAAGCCCAGGGCGAGCAAGGUGAUCAGUGGAAGAAGGCUCAGGUCACAUUAAAAACCAUCAGUAACUUCCAGAUUUCCUUUGAUGGUCAGAUGGGUCCAGGGUCAGGUGAUGUUUCUGUGGAUGACAUCUCUAUCCUGCCUUAUCCUUGCCCAUUGCCAGGUUCCUGUGACUUUGAGAGUGGCUUUUGCUCCUUCACUAAUUCUCACACAGAUCAGUUUGAUUGGAUACGUGGUUUUGGAGCUACCACCUCGCAGUUUACUGGACCUAGUGCUGACCACACCACUGGCAGUGCUGAAGGCUACUACAUUUUCAUUGAGAGCAGCAUCAACCAUACUGGUGACAAGGCUCAGCUUGUGAGUGAGACACUAGACCCCACUCCAGGAAGCUGCCUGAUAUUCUACUAUAAUAUGAAUGGUGCAGGUAUGGGAUCACUAAAUGUCUACCAGUCCACAAACUCCAAUCAGAAGCUGAUAUUCACUCAGACAGGUCAUCAUGGAGAUGUGUGGCUUCAGGGAUCACUUGACCUUACCUCCACCACACCUUACACUCUUAUCUUUGAAGGUGUUAAAGGGGCCAACUACACCAGUGACAUAGCAUUAGAUGACAUCUCAGUGGCACGGGGUACUUGCUCACAGCAGUCAUCGACCACCACUGUCAACACUCCAACACUGCCAUCUUCAUUACCAAACUUGAGCUGUGACUUUGAGGGUGGCUUAUGUCAGUGGACACAAGAUACAAAUGACCAGUUUGACUGGACAAGACAGCAUGGCUCUACAUCAGCUUCCAACGCAGGUCCAAGAUUUGACCACACAAAGGGCAAUAUCCAAGGAUAUUAUGUGUAUAUUGAAAAAUCACAGCACGCUGCCAAUGACUCCGCCCGCUUACGUAGCCCCAUUUUUAGUACUACAGGAGCCUCGUGUAUGACCUUUUGGUAUCACAUGUAUGGUGCUGAUGUGAACCGCCUGAACUUGUAUUUGGGUAAUCCUGGACAGAUUGGUACUCUUGCCUGGACAAGGUCUGGUAACCAGGGCUACACGUGGCAGUAUGCACAGUUGGAAACAAAGGGAGCUUAUGCUGCGCAGUAUAUAUUUGAGGCUCUGUGUGGAAAUGGAGACAUGGAGGACAUAGCAUUGGAUGAUAUCAUUGUCCUAAAUGGACCUUGCCCUCCACAAGCAUAUUGUGAUUUUGAGGACUCACAGAUGUGUGGAUAUGAUCAAUCUCUUGGGGACCAAUUUGACUGGACAUUACGGUCUGGUCAGACUGCAACUCUAGGCUCAGCUCCUGUAAACGAUCACACUUAUGGCACACCUCAGGGUCACUACAUGUUCAUGGAUGCUUCUGUACCCCAUGCAUCUCAAGACAAAGCACGAAUGCUGAGCAAACCAUACAGUCCAACGUCCGGAAGCUGUCUGUCUUUCUGGUACUAUCUAUAUGGAGAGAACUUGAUGGUGGGAACUAUAUCUGUGAUGGUCACUACAGUUGGUCAGCAAGCAUCCCUACCACCACUGUUCAGUAUAGGCGGAAGUCAAGGUCUCCAGUGGCACUUGGCCUCUGUCAAUAUUCAUAGCAUUGAGAAAUUCCAGAUAAUAUUUGAAGGUACCUUUGGUAGUCUCAUUGCUGGUGGCAUGGCUGUGGAUGAUAUUCGUUUGACCCCCACAAGCUGUCCUGGUCCAGUAGACUGUGAUUUUGAGCAGGGUGGGAUAUGCAGCUGGAUCCAAAGUACAACUGACAACUUUGACUGGAUUGUAAACAAUGGGGAAACAGGUUCUUGGAAUACUGGGCCUUCUAAUGACCAUACAACUGGUACACAAAGUGGUAACUACAUCUACCUGGAGUCAAGUGCCCCACAGCAUCCAGGCUACAGAGCAGUCUUGAUAUCUCAAGUGAUACCAUAUAUAAAGGGGAUUAACAACUAUUGUUUCACAUUUUGGUAUCACAUGUAUGGAUCCACUAUUGGCACAUUGAAUGUCACCUAUGAGAUCUCUCCUUCAGAUCCUGUAACUAGCUUCACACGUACUGGCAACCAGGGAAACACCUGGAUUCAGGGCUUUGUGAACAUUCCUGAACCAUAUGGUGAUCUCACACUUUACAUAACUGGAUCAGUAGGAAAUGGUUACCAAGGAGACAUUGCACUUGAUGAUUUCAAGAUAUAUUCUUCAAGCUGCUCACAAAUUGAACAGUCCAUUAAUACUUCAAGCCUCUUCAUGUGUAAGGAUGCAGCCAAUACAACAGUUACUCAGGACAAAGUUUGCAACUUCAUAAGAGACUGUCCUCUCCCUUACUUGGAUGAAGCCAACUGUGGAGAUUGUAACUUCGAGGAUGGUAAUUGCCAAUGGACAGACGACAGUAGUGGCAUUUGGCAAUGGACCUCAGGCAGUGGCCAGUCUCAUGGCAAUUACUCUGCUCCCAUGUAUGACCACAAUGGCAGCCCAACAGGCAAAUUCCUGUACCUUGUCCAGGGCUUUGGCACACAGGGUACCUUUUCUGACAUCUACAGCAUCCAGUUUGGUCCCUGCAGUUCUACUUGUCAAAUGCAGUUAUACUACUUCCUUUCUGGACAAGCAUCUCAACUGAAAGUGUUACUAGAACAGGGUGAGGAGAUGUCACUUCUCUGGGCAGUGCAUGGACAAGAUAACAGCAAAUGGGUGCAAACCACGGUUGAUAUACUGCGUGUAUCUACACCAUUCAGGAUACACAUUCAAGGUUAUGCUUAUUCAGAUAUGGACAUUGCGGCAUUAGAUGAUAUCCAAUUUAUUAACUGCAAUUUCCCAGCACCAGGUAACUGUGCCAGCAAUCAGAUUCAGUUCCAGUGCAAGAGCACUGCUUGUGUCCCCUUGGCGGUUGUCUGUGACUUCACUGACGACUGUGGUGAUGGAAGUGAUGAAGCUUCUUGUGAUAAGUAUUCAUCACGUACCGACUUCGAACAAAGCUUGGGUUCCUGGUACAAUGACCAGUCUGGAUCAGACAAUUUUGACUGGACCCGUACACAUGGUUCAACCAGCACGAGUGGGACUGGUCCUUCACGAGACCACAGUAGAGGAACAUCUAGUGGUUACUAUGUGUACAUAGAGAGUUCUGUACCUAGGAAGCCAGGUGACAAAGCUUGGCUUGUAAGCACUGACCUCUUUAAUCCCACUUCAGGCUCUACAUGUGCUCUGCGCUUCUACUACCACAUGUAUGGAAGAACUAUUGGAAGUCUCAAUGUUUACACCCGAACUUCUAUUCUUGGUGGCUUAAAACAGAUUCUUUCUCUUUCUGGUAACUAUGGUGAUGCUUGGAUGCGCAAAGAUGUCAUGCUUCAUGAAACUGAUGUGUUCCAAAUCAUCAUUGAAGGAGUGGUUGGAAAUGGUUACUUAGGAGAUAUUGGAAUUGAUGACAUUUCCUUGACACAAGGUUGUUCAAAGUCCACAGGACCAUUCCCCACAGGCACUCCUCCAUCAUCAACUGUUCCUACUAGGUGCUCAGCAAGUCAGUUUGCUUGUGAUGGCAACCGCUGCAUCCCACAGACCCAAGUGUGUGACUUCCAGCAGCAGUGCAGUGAUGGCAGUGAUGAAUUCAUGUGUGGUGACUGCACAUUUGAAGUAAACUUCUGUGGAUGGCGAGAUCACAGCACGGGACAGUUUGCCUGGGUCAGAACACCCUCUAAUGACAGUGCUUUGACUGGCGGACCCACCUUUGAUGCUGAUGGAGGAAAUGGACAGUAUAUGCUGGUUCAGUCUGCAAUGGGCGUCACAAAGGACCCUGCUCGAUUGGUGUCUCCAGUGUUCAAUGCAUCUGGUGUCAUGUGUCACAUGAGUUUUAACUACCACAUGUUGGGCGAUAGUGCAGGAAAUCUGAUGAUUCUCCUUCAGAAGGCCUCUGACAUUGGCUCAUCCAAUGGUGUUGGAUUGUGGCACCGAACAGGCAGUGCUGGCAAUGACUGGCAGUAUUACUCUGUUGAUAUAGGACAAAUUGAUUACCCAUUUGUGAUCACAGUUUUAUCUCUUCCUACCCCUGGGUUUAGCACAUUUGAUGUGGCAGUUGACAACUUUGAUUUCGAAGACUGCCAGUCUGGUCAGAUUGUGAAUAACACAGACUUGAGCAUCAACUGCACGUUCGACUAUGGACUGUGUGGCUUUUUUGAAGUACGAACUGAUGAUUUUGACUGGAUCUGGACCAAUCGAAGCACGCCAACAGUGGGAACUGGACCUGAUCGGGAUCACACGUCAGGCACUGGAUAUUAUAUGUACAUUGAGACAUCUUCGCCUCGGAAACCUGGUGACGUAGCUGACCUUUCAUCAGGUCUGCAGACACCAACAAAUGCCACCGGAAUGUGUUUAAAGUUUUGGUACCACAUGUAUGGUGCUCAUGUGGAGACACUCAAGGUCUUCCUGCAGCAAGGUUCAAAUCGUACACUAAUAUGGAUUCGGUCAAACACACAAGGCAACAUCUGGAGACAAAGCAUGCGUACAGUCAUUAGUCUUCAACCAUACAAGAUUAUCUUUGAAGGUGUGGUUGGUGCCAGCUACUUGGGUGACAUUGCAAUUGAUGACAUAUCUCUUGUUAAUGGACCAUGUCCUCCUUCAGCGGAAUGCGACUUUGAGGUAGACUUCUGUGACUACACACAGAACAUAGACGAUGAUUUUGACUGGAUUCGACAUGCAAAUUCCACUUCUACUGUUGGUACUGGCCCAUCCAGUGAUCACACUACACGCAAUGGAUAUGGUUACUAUGCAUACAUUGAUACUUCACCCCCACGUCGUCCAGGUGACCGUGCUAGUAUUACUAGCCCUGUUCGACAGCCAUCAUCAUUCAGUCAGUGUUUGACCUUUUGGUAUCAUAUGUAUGGUGAAGAUGUUGGGCAGUUAAAUAUCUACAUCAUUUCAAACAGUAUUCGUCCAGUAUCUCCCAUUUUUAGUCAGCAAGGUAACCAUGGAAAUUUCUGGAUGCAAGCUUCCAUAACUUUGCCUGCACCAACCUUCCCAUGGCAGAUCAUGUUUGAGGGUGUUGUGGGGCAAGACCAUGCGGGAGACAUUGCCAUUGAUGACAUCAAGGUACAACAAGGUGACUGCCCUCCACCUGGUACCUGUGACUUUGAGAUUGACACUUGUGGCUACUUCAAUGUUCAGGGCAUGGAUGAUUUUGACUGGCUUCGCUCAGCAGGCAGUACAGUUGUUGCUGGAACUGGCCCAGCAGUUGACCACACGUCUGACUCUGAUGCAGGAUUUUACAUGUACAUGGAGGCAAACUCGCGCAGCAUGGGUCAACGAGCAUGGCUAUACAGUUCCCCCAUCUCUCCAGGCCAACAAAUAUGCAUCAGUUUCUGGUACCACAUGUAUGGCCAGGAUGAGGGCACCUUAAAACUGUACCAAGUUGAACCUGCACGCUCUGUGGUUUUAAUGAACGUGACAGGAGACCAGGGUAAUUUCUGGCACUAUUGGGAGACUACUACAAGUUGUAACUCAUACUUCCAGCUGACAUUUGAAGGUACAGUGGGGAAAGGCUAUCUAGGGGAUAUUGCCAUUGAUGAUAUAUCAGUAAAACCAGGAAAUUGCACUGGUCCACCAACUGCUACUGACACACCAGGAAUUUCACAAGUUACAUAUGCACCCACACAGUAUGACUGUAACUUCGACCAGGCAAACAUCUGUACUUGGACUCAGGACCCCACAGACAAGUUUGACUGGACUCUGCAUCAUGGUACAACUUCUUCAGUCCAGACAGGCCCUAGUUAUGACCACACACAACAGAACAGCCAUGGUUACUAUAUAUACACUGAGGCAUCCAAUCAGCCAGCCAAUGCCACCGCCCGCAUCAUCAGCCAGAGUAUGACCAUAAGUAAUACUGGUACAUGUGUUCACUUCUGGUUCCACAUGUAUGGCAGCAAGAUUGGAACUUUAAAUGUUUAUGCUCAGCAAGGACAGAACCUGGGAAGCCCUCUGUGGACAAGGUCAGGUGAACAAGGGGAUAAGUGGAUUGGUGCAACUCUAUUCCUCACACCUCAGACUCUCUCCCUUCCCCAGAGUCAGCCAACUCUUGUGCAGAUUGUUUUUGAAGGUGUGGUUACUGGGGGUUACCAAGGGGAUUUGGCAUUGGAUGACAUAUUCUUCAACGAUGGCAGCUGUCCUGUCUCAGUGACUUGUGAUUUUGAGUCAGAAAACAUUUGUGGUUACAUUCAAGAGACAAAGAGUAAUUAUAACUGGACAAAGCAAAAGGGUCACACACCAAGCACAGGAACAGGACCAGCCACGGACCAUACCUAUGGCACAAUGAGCGGAUAUUACAUGUAUACUGAGGCUUCCAAUGGAAGACCUGGUGACACUGCAGACCUGUUGAGUCCUGUACAGCCUGCCACAACAGGCAAGUGCCUACACUUUUACUACCACAUGAGUGGCACAGGCAUGGGAACACUCAUGGUGUCCAUCAGGGCACGGGCUGUAAGCACUGUCCUCUGGCGUCGCUUUUCUGAUCAAGGUGAUGUGUGGCAUACAGCACAGGUGUCCAUCAAUUCAAAUUUUCAGUACCAGGUAGAGUUUCAAGCUAUCCGAGGCAGUACUUAUCAAAGUGACAUAGCUAUAGAUGAUGUUGAGCUACAGGAUGGUCUCUGUUCACCACCAGCCUCAUGUGACUUUGAACAGGGACAAUGUGCCUGGAACAACGACAACACUGGUGAUGACUUUGACUGGAUUCGUUCUCAGGGCUCCACCACCACUGCAAAUACUGGGCCUACAAAUGACCACACUUUGCAAAAUAUAAAAGGUCACUUCAUGUACAUUGAAGCAUCACAGCCACGUAAAGCAGGAGACAGAGCUCGACUACACUCAGAGAUUCUGAACAACAGUACACAUCAACAGUGCCUUACUUUCUGGUACAGUAUGCAUGGUGCUGGCAUGGGUACCCUCUCUGUGUACAAGGACCUAGUCACUGGAACAUCAGGACCUGCUCAGCUCUGGACACGGAGUGGUGACCAAGGAACUGUGUGGCAGAAAGCCACAGUCCCUGUAAGAGAAAACAAAGAAGAGUUUAUGCUGGUCUUUGAGGGAGUAGUUGGCAGUUCCUAUCUCAGUGACAUGGCCAUUGAUGAUAUCAGUCUGACAGAUGGAGACUGCUCUUCUAGUAGUCAGCCAUCAACAUUUACCUGUGGAAGUCAGCAGACUGUGACUAGUGAUAAAGUGUGCAACUUUGUGAAGAACUGUUCUGAUGGCAGCGAUGAAAUUCAGUGUGGAAACUGUACCUUUGACGCAGAUCUUUGUGGAUACAUUGACAUUAGUCAAGGUUCAUUUAGGUACCUGCGUACCAGUAAUGCUACAUCAACAAAGAGUCUUCCAAUUCCAUUUGACCAUUCUUACAACAAAAGCAAUGGAUACCUGCUGUAUGUGGACACAAGCCAAGGAACUUUCAACUCUUUGGCCACAUUAGCAAGUCCUGUACUUCAUCAGUCUUCUCCAGCCUGUCAGCUGUAUUUCUACUACUUCAUCAUUGGUAGUCCUGGUGCUGGUCAGCUUCAGGUCUCUGUCAUGACUGGAGAUACCAAAACCAUUGUCUGGCAGCUCCGUACCAGCUCUGUUACUAACCAGUGGCUACUUGCUGUGGCAGACAUAGGUGCUUUUAAUGGAGACUUCCAGAUUUACAUAGAAGCCAAGAGAUUUUUGUCAUAUGGCAGCCUUGUCAUAGAUGAUGUUCAGCUCCUUAACUGUGGAUACCCACCCCCACAAGCAUAUUGCCCUCCUGGUUCCUUUCAGUGCCAGAUGGGAUCGUGUAUUAACAAGGAUCAAGUGUGUGAUGGGGAGAAGGACUGUGGUCAGCAGGAUAAUAGUGAUGAAGCCACCUGUACGGCUGCCACAUGUGUGACUUUGAGCACUCACUCUGUGACUGGGCUCAGGAUGUCACAGAUGAUUUUGACUGGGUAAUCAUGAAUGGUCAGACCCCAACUCCAGACACAGGUCCUUUCCGUGACCACACUACAGGUCUUGUGACAGGACAUUAUGUUUACACAGAGUCUUCUGCACCACGUCGCCCUGGUCAAAAGGCAAGACUACUUAGUCCAGUAA
Molecule: messenger RNA, 8934 nt
Organism: Pomacea canaliculata
Lineage: Eukaryota; Metazoa; Mollusca; Gastropoda; Architaenioglossa; Ampullariidae
Product: MAM and LDL-receptor class A domain-containing protein 1-like
Exons: 49
Coding region: 367-8793 (2808 amino acids)
Cellular component (GO): membrane
Molecular function (GO): protein binding
Source: RefSeq, a predicted model, not a curated record